AUGGAGGCAGUGCGGCAGCGACUGAUCAAACGUCGUGAACUUGCGGAGUCUAAACGUUCCAGGGACAAUUUACGCGCUCCGGUUAUCUGUGUCCUUGGUCAUGUCGAUACUGGAAAGACGAAAAUGCUGGAUACUAUUCGACGAACAAAUGUACAAGACGGUGAGGCAGGAGGUAUUACCCAACAAAUUGGUGCCACGCAGGUCCCAGCCGAUGCCAUCAAGGAACGGUGUAAGCAAGUGAGAGAUUUCAAUCCCGAUGCUGUGAGAAUCCCAGGCUUCCUCAUUAUUGAUACGCCGGGUCACGAAAGUUUUGCGAAUCUUCGUUCUCGUGGAUCGUCGCUGUGUGAUUUCGCUAUACUGGUUGUGGACAUUAUGCAUGGACUUGAACCACAGACGAUUGAAUCGUUGAAAUUGUUGCUGAAGAGGAAAACGCCCUUCGUUGUUGCUUUAAAUAAGGUCUGCUUUACGAUUCAGAAUAAUCUGUAUGGUAUA
Messenger RNA from Cooperia oncophora, 492 nucleotides. The record is from the annotation of a GenBank genome assembly. Lineage: Eukaryota; Metazoa; Nematoda; Chromadorea; Rhabditida; Trichostrongylidae.